CCCAUUUGUAGUUGGAAAGAAAAGCCCAAUAGCUGACUAUUCGGUAUCAGUCGCCGGUUUAUGCAGACGGGGAAAUUACGGAGACGAUCGAAAGAGGAAGGAAGGAAGAAGAAGAUGUUGAGAACUCGGCUUCUCUGGUUUACGCUUGGAUUCUCCGUCACCGGAGCUUCGGUGGCCCAUCUCGUGUGGCGGGAUCUAUACGCUGAACGCUUCGCUAUCUCUUCUGAUAUGAAAGAGAAAUUCGGAGCUCUGGAAUCUAGGGUUGCAGGUCUGGAGUCCGCCGGUCAUGAGAACCCGAGUCCAGCUCAGGUUGAGAGUUAGGGCCUCAGGGAAGCUCCCAAGCCCAACUCAUUCAAUAACUUUGCUUGGUCUAUGAGAGAGUUGCAAUCUUGAUUUGGAACUUCGCAGUUACUUCUUCAAACCAAGCUUCAAAAUGACUUGUCUUUUGUAUCGAGACCUCUUCUUUAAACAAUACUACUUGCACUUAUGUGUCACAAAACCAUCCGGCUUUCUUAUUUAUUACAAGAAAUAAUGAGUACAUUCGUUUCUUUUUAAAAGAGGGGGGUUGUAUAUGACAAUUGCAAAUCUCAAACCUUGAAGCUUGAAACCAA
Molecule: messenger RNA, 611 nt
Organism: Brassica oleracea var. oleracea
Lineage: Eukaryota; Viridiplantae; Streptophyta; Magnoliopsida; Brassicales; Brassicaceae
Exons: 3
Coding region: 61-321 (86 amino acids)
Source: RefSeq, a predicted model, not a curated record